Messenger RNA from Perognathus longimembris pacificus (Pacific pocket mouse), 2533 nucleotides. RefSeq names its product proprotein convertase subtilisin/kexin type 7 (gene Pcsk7). Gene Ontology annotation, biological process: protein processing. Gene Ontology annotation, cellular component: Golgi membrane; trans-Golgi network. Lineage: Eukaryota; Metazoa; Chordata; Mammalia; Rodentia; Heteromyidae. Gene Ontology annotation, molecular function: serine-type endopeptidase activity. The record is from RefSeq and is a predicted model, not a curated record.
GUGUGCAGCCCGUGUCUGGAGUCAGCACUGCUCAGGGUGAAGGUGAUGCCUUUACUCCAGUUGUACAAAAUGAGUGUGACGUGGUCAGCCAGACCUGGAGCUCAGCCUCACAGAGAGUCCAGCCUGCUGCUCUGAUGCCGAGAGGGAGGCAGAAAGUGCCACAUUCGGAUGCCCCCCUGGGCCUGCCCACCCGCCUCCGGCGGGAGCUAGCCGGGCUCUUCUUACUGGUCCCCUGGGUCAUGGGCCUGGCCGGGGCAGGUGGGCCUGCCACCCAGAGCACAGGGGGGCUCAGCUGGGCUGUGCACCUAGACAGCCCGGAAGGUGAGUGGGAAGACGAGAACCUGGCACAGCAGGCAGAGGCCGUGGCUCAGGCCGCGGGGCUGGUGAAUGCCGGGCGCAUCGGAGAGCUCCAGGGCCACUUCCUCUUCGUCCAGCCAACUGGGCACCAAGAGGCAGCGGAGGCGGAGGCCGCGCGGCAGCGGACGGAAGCCGUGCUGGCCGGGCACGCAGCCGUGCGCUGGCACUGCGAGCAGAGGCUGCUGAAGCGGGCCAAGCGCAGCAUCCACUUCAAUGACCCCAAGUUCCCACAGCAGUGGCACCUGAAUAACCGACGGAGCCCUGGCAGGGACAUCAACGUGACCGGCGUGUGGGAGCGCAACGUCACCGGGCGAGGGGUGACUGUGGUGGUCGUGGAUGACGGAGUGGAGCACACGGUCCAGGACAUCGCACCCAACUACUGCCCGGAGGGUAGCUAUGACCUCAACUCUAAUGACCCCGACCCCAUGCCCCAUCCAGACACGGAGAACGGUAACCACCAUGGCACGAGGUGUGCGGGAGAAAUCGCUGCCGUGCCCAACAACAGCUUCUGCGCGGUGGGCGUGGCCUACGGGAGCCGCAUUGCAGGCAUCCGGGUGCUGGAUGGACCGCUCACAGACAGCAUGGAGGCCGUGGCAUUCAACAAGCACUAUCAGAUCAAUGACAUCUACAGCUGCAGCUGGGGCCCAGAUGAUGACGGGAAGACAGUGGACGGCCCGCACCAGCUUGGAAAGGCUGCCUUGCAGCACGGAGUGAUGGCAGGCCGCCAGGGCUUCGGGAGCAUCUUCGUGGUGGCCAGCGGAAACGGGGGCCAGCACAACGACAACUGCAACUACGACGGCUACGCCAACUCCAUCUACACCGUCACCAUAGGUGCUGUGGACGAGGAGGGACGAAUGCCUUUCUACGCAGAGGAGUGUGCCUCCAUGCUGGCGGUCACCUUCAGCGGUGGGGACAAGAUGCUCCGGAGCAUCGUGACCACCGACUGGGACCUCCAGAAGGGCACGGGCUGCACCGAGGGCCACACGGGGACGUCGGCGGCCGCGCCCCUGGCAGCGGGCAUGAUCGCCCUCAUGCUGCAGGUGCGGCCCUGCCUCACGUGGCGGGACGUCCAGCACAUCAUCGUCUUCACCGCCACCCAGUAUGAGGAUCGCCGGGCAGACUGGCUCACCAACGAGGCGGGCUUCAGCCACAGCCACCAGCAUGGCUUCGGCCUGCUCAACGCGUGGAGGCUCGUCAACGCGGCCAAGAUCUGGACGUCCGUCCCUUACUUAGCUUCCUACGUCAGCCCCGUGCUGAAGGAGAACAAGGCUAUUCCGCAGUCCCCCCGCUCGCUAGAGGUCCUGUGGAAUGUCAGCAGGACGGACCUGGACAUGUCAGGGCUGAGGACGCUGGAGCACGUGGCCGUGACGGUCUCCCUCAGCCACCCCCGGCGCGGCAGCUUGGAACUGACGCUGUUCUGUCCCAGUGGCAUGAUGUCCCUCAUCGGCGCCCCCCGCAGCAUGGACUCGGAUCCCAAUGGCUUCAACGACUGGACCUUCUCCACCGUGCGCUGCUGGGGGGAAAGGGCACGAGGAACCUACCGACUGGUGAUCAGGGACGUGGGAGACGAGCCGCUGCAGGUAGGCAUCCUCCAGCGGUGGCAGCUGACCCUGUACGGCUCCGUGUGGAGCCCCGGGGACAUCAGGGACCGGCAGAGGCUGUUGGAAAGCGCCAUGAGCGGGAAAUACCUGCACGACGGCUUCGCUCUGCCCUGCCCCCCCGGGCUGAAAAUCCCCGAGGAAGACGGUUAUGUCAUCACGCCCAACACCCUCAAGACGCUGGUGCUGGUGGGCUGUUUCACCAUCUUCUGGACCGUGUACUACAUGCUGGAAGUGUACUUGAGCCAGAGGAACGCGGCUUCCGGCCCCGGGUGCGGCGGCCCCUGCCACUGGCCCCCCCGGAGGCGGAGACCCAGGGAGCAGGGCACGGAGCUGGAGUCCGUGCCUCUGUGCCACAGCAGGGCUGCGGACGGCACGGAGAUGGAGGGUGGGGGGCCUUCCUGUACCUCCGGCCCCCUCGGCCCAGGCCUGCGCCAGGAAGGGGACUGGAGCCCGUCCCGGAGCAGCCCCCCGCAGCCCCGGCCCCCCGACCUGCUGCAGGGAAAGGAGGCGCAGAUCUGCUGACCCCAGGGCCUGACGACUUCCCUGCGGGACGGGCUCGGCCACCCCCCCACCCG